This is a messenger RNA of Echinostoma caproni, 363 nucleotides long. NCBI's taxonomy places the organism in Eukaryota, Metazoa, Platyhelminthes, Trematoda, Plagiorchiida, Echinostomatidae. The record is from the annotation of a GenBank genome assembly.
AUGUUGUCGAAUUUUGAUAUUCUCGAUCUUGCCCGAUCCACAGCUACCAUUCGUUUCCUAUGGAGAGUUCCGAGAGGCAUGUUCCGGUUAUCACGAGUUGAGAUGCAACAACGAAAGCAUCAACUCCGACAGAAACGUCUAAAAACCUCCACAAAAGAAACACUAGGACGAAAAUAUGAUAAAAAAGAAGAAUCUGAGAGGAAAGAAGAGACUCCAAAAACAGUGGAUUCAGGCAGCUCCAAUGAAAAGAAACAACCUGUACGCAAAACCUCAAAAGGAGAUCCGGAGGCCAAAACCUCAAAGCAAUCAAUGCUCAAUGGUAUUCCCAGUCCUGUCCUACUAAGACGUGCUGAACAAACCUAA